Messenger RNA from Calliphora vicina (urban bluebottle blowfly), 1191 nucleotides. RefSeq names its product angiopoietin-related protein 2-like. Bases 73 to 1104 code for a protein of 343 amino acids. The record is from RefSeq and is a predicted model, not a curated record. The transcript is spliced from 5 exons. NCBI's taxonomy places the organism in Eukaryota, Metazoa, Arthropoda, Insecta, Diptera, Calliphoridae.
UUUUUUAUUAACACCAUUAGAUUUAAUUUUUAACAAUUACUUUCUUUCCAUUUAGUACAGGAAAUAUCAGAAAUGAAAGGAAAUUAUUCAAAAUUAUUAGAUGAAUUAAAUACUGUAACGUUUUCGGAGAAAAGAUUGAAGGAAAAGUACAACGAUUUGGAAGAAAAGUAUUUAGAAUUAGUCAAAAAUAAAGAAACCGAAAGUAAAUCAAAUAAUGAAUCAUAUUUACGUAUGGGUAACAUCACAACACAGUUGAAGGAAAAGUACAACGAUUUGGAAGAAAAGUAUUUAGAAUUAGUCAAAAAUAAAGAAACCCAAAGUAAAUCUAAUAUUGAAAUAAAUUUACAUAUGGAUAACAUCACAACACAAUUAUCUAAUUUAAUAGCUAACGAAGCCUACGAUAGGAAACCAUUAUUUGAUGUACGUGUUGAUCAGCUACCAGAAUUUAAAAAAGAACACUGCCAACCGGACUCUGAACCAACUGAUUGCAAAUCAGCUACCAAGUGCACACAUAAGAGCGGUUAUUACAAAAUAUAUUUACCUGGAAAUAAAGCAAAACAAAUUAUGGUAUUUUGUGAUAUGGAAAUUGCUGGCGGUAAUUGGAUGCACAUUUUAAGACGCAUUGAUGGUUCAGAAAAUUUUACACGCCCUUGGUCUGACUAUGUAAAUGGAUUUGGUAAUGUGGAGGGCGAAUAUUGGAUAGGGUUGCAGAAUUUAAAUGUUCUCACUAACAAAAAUGGUCGCCAGCAAUUAUAUGUUCAUUUCGAAAAUUCUCCAGGGUUGUCUUAUUAUGCCUUGUAUAAUAACUUUUUAGUAGGAGAUGCCACGCAAAUAUAUAAAUUAAAAUCUUUAGGCACAUAUGAAGGUACAGCAGUAGAUGGUAUGGCUUUUUAUGCGGGUCAAAAAUUUAGCACCUUCGAUUAUGAUAAUGAUGGAUCGAGCACUAGAGAUUGUGCCAGGGAGAAAAAUGGAGGUUGGUGGUUUAAUGAUUGUGGAUUUGCAGAACCUACAGGUAUAUAUGGAUCAGCCGGUGUAAGGUGGGAUAGUAAGGUGUCAGGUGUAUAUUUUUAUAAAAUCAUGUAUUUUAUGAUACGAAGUUUUUAAAAAUUUUAUAUAUGUAUGUUUCAACCAAAUUUAUUGAUAUCAUUUAGACCAAAAAUAAAAAUUUGUUGCGAAUAUUAAGCUAUAAAA